CGCGGAUUUAUCUGGUAAAGCACAAACUAGAUUACGCUUACUGUUUGAACUGCCAUCAUUACUCUUAAAACUCUGAAUAGUGGUGAACAUUUGUGAACAACUUAUAUUUCGUGUUUACAUUUUCCUUUUACACGUGAACAGAGCUUCCCCUUAUGUCGCUGAUUACGUCAGUCUAACGUGUUACGUGAGGGUUUUCACCCUUGGUUACAUCACGUCCCCGGCUUUUACUUCCUGUAGAUACUGUGUGAGAGAUCCGUGGAUUCAAAGACGUUACAAAACUCAGCGAUACCAUUCGGAACAAUUCUUUACAGAGUUUUCAACAGCAAACUACUCCUUCCAUACAAACAGGAUGUCUGUCUACGAGGACAAUGAGUCUAAGUUGUUAAAAAAAGCAAAGGAGAAUCCUUUUGUUCCAGUGGGAAUAGCUGGAUUCUUUGCAAUUGUUGGAUACAGAUUGAUGAAGAUGAAGAGUAGGGGAGACACAAAAAUGUCUGUGCAUCUAAUCCAUAUGCGUGUGGCAGCUCAGGGUUUUGUAGUUGGAGCCAUGACUGUUGGUGUGAUUUACAAAAUGUACCAAGAUUAUGUGGUAAAGCCAAGAGAACAACAAAAGGCAAUAGAAAAAAAGUAAACCCAUCCUCUAUCCAAAGUCCACAAUGAUAAAGUGUGUAUUAUUUUAUCUAUCAAUGUGUUUUAUGUUUUGUAUUGCACGCAUCCUUUCAGCAGCUCACCUUAACUGUAAAUAGUUAUAAUGUAUUCAUUUUACUUCCACCAGGUGUUACCACUGUAUCAACUGCAUAUAUACAUACCAUAUGCUUUAACACUGAACACUCACAUUGUGUGACUAUGUAAAGCUGACGGGUGUGAAGUCUGUGUACGCGGGUGACACAAGUUUUACUGCCUCUUAUUGGAAUUUUGAGAGUGGAAGAUAGAAAGUUUUUAAUGUAGCAAAUUAAAAUAUUGUAUGAAUAAACUUGGACUUGAUUGUAAGUCAACAACCUUGUUUAAUUUUACACGUAAAUACUGUAGUUGAAUUUGUAUUGAUUUAGGGGUGUUGUGCCAAACAAAAUGCUCAGAUCAUAUUCUACAUAGCUUCACUCACUGGGCUUCCCUGUGCAUUUAAGCAUCACAAGUAAGGGUUCUAUAACACAGAGAUAGGAACAGAACUGUCAGAUGAAGAGACAUCAUUUAAAAAGCAACAUUUCAAUAGUGACAAUGACUUUUGUAACAAAACUUAAACCACAUAAGGAAAUGGAAUAAUAUAACAUUAGUGUCUUUGUUGGUUUUUAUGCCAGUUGAUAGUCAUUUUUGUGAUCAUUUUUGCUGCGAUUCAUAGUGGGCUAUUAUUUUGCUUGCCUUUAUAAGACACAGUGUUAAAAACAACAACAACUGAGGUUUAAACCUGCAGUCCCUGUAUAAUUAUUUUUGAUAUCCUCAGAAACAUGCCUUUGUAAGUUGUACACAUUUUGAAUGUGUGUAUAAAUACAAAUAUAAUUAUUUAUUAGUAUUUGCUUUAUUAUUUUUAUGAAAGUAAAAAUAAAAGUUCUUGUUACCCUGAAAA
This is a messenger RNA of Cynoglossus semilaevis (tongue sole), 1558 nucleotides long. RefSeq names its product HIG1 hypoxia inducible domain family, member 1A (gene higd1a). The transcript has 4 exons. Gene Ontology annotation, cellular component: mitochondrion. The record is from RefSeq and is a predicted model, not a curated record. Gene Ontology annotation, biological process: mitochondrial respirasome assembly. Lineage: Eukaryota; Metazoa; Chordata; Actinopteri; Pleuronectiformes; Cynoglossidae. The coding region runs from base 350 to 628 and encodes 92 amino acids.